This is a messenger RNA of Bactrocera oleae (olive fruit fly), 1388 nucleotides long. RefSeq lists its product as uncharacterized. The record is from RefSeq and is a predicted model, not a curated record. NCBI's taxonomy places the organism in Eukaryota, Metazoa, Arthropoda, Insecta, Diptera, Tephritidae.
AUGAUAGUUAUGAGCAAAUUCAUUAAAUAUUUAAAUGAUAACGAUGUUAAAUGUACCGGCAUUUUUCAUGAUCAUAACUGUAAACAAAAUGCAUUACUCAACACAUAUAAAUUUCUCUUCUCGAAUAUGAAAUAUUUCGCGCCUAUUAUGGGUUUACCCUUACUCAUGCAUAUACGGUCGCUCAACAGAAAGGUGCUGCAGUCGACGCUCAUAUAUUAUGCGGAGGCAGUGUUGGCCGGCACCGCUAUCGGUUUGUCGAUCCAAGUCAUUAUCUGUAUUUCGCGACAUUUAUUUGGUAAAUAUACCUAUUUAAGCUUCAUAUUGCUGCCCACUUUCAUCGGCAGCUUUGCUAAAUACCUAAUACCAAGUCCACGAGUUCAUCGCCUGUUCGCGACCACAAUAUUUCAGUGUACACUCGAAUCUUUGAUUAUGCUAGAGAAUACUGCACUCACGAAAUUAAUCGCCAAUUCGCCAUUGCUACGCACAUUCAUAUUUAUGUGUUGUAGUGUCUUGAUAUUGAAUGCCAAGCGGAGAAAAGCCUACAAAGGCUUUUGGUUGAUGGAACCUACACCCUACAAUGCUACAACAGUGAAGCAGACGGGAGAGAAUGGCGACAACGGAUCAUGCAAUCACAAAAACAAAUCGUGCAAGCAAUAUGCUCUGCAAGGAAUUCGAAACUUUAUGCUCACUGGACUGGGAUUGGACACCAUCAAAAUGCUGAUGAGCAAUGUGCCACCAAAUGUGAACGGAUUCAUGGCGAAAUUCUACGUCAAAUUGAAAGCUUUCAAACUCCGCUCCUUCGCACUACUCACCUCAUACGUCGCCAUUUACAGGCUGCUGCAUUGCUACUUCAAUCGCAAUUUCGGUGGCGACUCACCGCUGAAACACAGCGUGGCGGCUUUUCUAAGUGGAUCUGGCUUCAUAUUUUUCCCAAAAUUAACACUGCUUUGCUAUGGGAUGGUCGUGGGCUUACAAAUUAGUUGGCAGCAAGUUACAGCUUACUUGACUGAAGAGCGUUUUGGCGACUCCUAUGAGUGGGUCAAGCGGUUUCCCUGCAGAGUGAUACUUUAUCCAAUGGCGCUCGCCUAUUUGGUGAAUACUUAUGCCAUUCACAAAAAUUAUGUCAGCAAGCUCAGUGCGAUGGUCAUAAACGGCAUCACAAAUAACUAUGUGAGAUCCACACAUAUGAGCAUUGAAAGAAUCGAGAAAAUUCUGGCGCGGAAUUCACCAGCUUUGUAAGGCUUUAAAUCAAAUUGACCAAUUAAAAUGUAAACAAAAACUGCUUUUAAAAAAAGCUAUAACAACAAUUUUUUAAUAUACAACAUGUAAGUUAAAAUACAUUUUUUCUCAAUUAAUUGAACUCAAAUAGAGAAUGUGAUUACUCCUCA